UUAGUUGCGCACAAUCACUACUGACAAAACAGGUGAAUUUAUUAGUGGUAGAAGUUUUAUUCUUUUGUAAGUUCACGCAUUUUUUUUCUACCGUUUCGAGAACGAUUUAAACCUUAAGCUUUUGAAAUCUGUGUUUGUGUUCACGAUGUGAUAAAAAUAUGAAAAUCAAAGGGGGAAAUAUUUAAAAGUAAGCUCUUUCAAGGUCGUACCUUUUAUCGAAAGGCAUCGUGUUUCUGGAACGUUAACGAGGAACUUUUCUUUCGUAAGUAAUUUAAUAUUCUGGUUAAAAAGAAUCUUCCUUUUUGAAACAAAAUGCAGUUCCGAGGCCUUCAGAGUGAAUUCUUCAACUUCCUUCUUAUUGUUGUGGUGAUUUAUAGAGCAGCUUUCACACAAGAUAUACCAGUAACAAAAGGUCUUAUAGCAUGUAGUCCAGAACAGCCUCAUCUGAUUAACCAAGCUCAAGGAAUAAUCGAUGUUUUACACCCACCCAACCUCAAUGGUUCGUGUUCAUGGCUUCUAGUUUGUCCCCCUCAAAUGGUCAUUCGAAUACGCAUGCUUGACUCCUUUGGAGAAUGUCAUGAAGGAGAACUAAAAAUAUUUGAUGGGGAACUUGACCAUUCUCGUCUUCUAGGAAGAUUCUGUGGGGUUUUGUCUCGUCGAUUUUUGUUAUCGUCUUCUAGUGGUGUACUCAUACUGUUUACAUCGAGUACUCUUGAAAAUGGGAACAGUGGUUUCAGACUUUAUUUUCAACACACAACACCACCUGUGCGAUGUGAUCGUGAUCAGAUUUCUUGCCAUCAUCAUAGUAACUGUAUCUCGAGCGUUUCGGUUUGCGAUGGAGUAGAUGAUUGUGGGGAUGGUACGGAUGAAGAAAAUUGUGGUCAAAGUUCAAGUUUCGACAUGCCCUGUGGACAACCAGAUAUCAAACCUGCUCUUGGAAAUGAACGGAUUGUUGGAGGUCGUGAUGCCAUUCCUGGAAGCUGGCCUUGGCAAGUUUCCCUUCGAAUUUGGAAACUCGAACCAUUCGGUCAUUUCUGUGGUGGUGCCAUCAUUAAUCCUCAGUGGCUUUUAACUGCUGCACAUUGCUUUCGCAGGUAUUCUAAAAGGAAGUAUUGGAGAGUGCACAUUGGAAAGUACCAUAAGUUAAUUCACGAUGCAACUGAACAAAUCCGAUACGUUGACACAAUUUACUCUCACCCAGGUUUUAGAGGACUAGAACCAUGGAACGAGGCCAGAGAUAUAGCGCUAGUAAAGUUGAACGCCCCAAUCACAUUCACCCCUUUUGUCCAGCCGAUAUGUUUGCCUAAGCCUAGUUUGGAAAUUCCACCCGGUACCAUAUGUCACGUGACCGGAUGGGGACAUGCCAGAGGCACCGGUUUCGGACUACUUCUGAAGCAAGCAGCAGUACCGGUGGUACCGAGGCGGCAGUGUCAGGAAUGGUAUGGUCCCGAUUUCCGUAUCGAUGGAAAUAUUAUAUGUGCCGGUUUUCCCGAUGGCGGCCACGGUUCUUGUAACAUUCAACAAGAGUUACAGACCCUUGAACAUUCUAUGGAAAUUCGUACAGUUUGCAUGUUAUGUGUAAAGAAACAAGUUCAGGAUGAUAUCAGUUCGACUGUACGUAAUUUUGAUGAUAUAAAAGAAAGUAACUAUCCUAACAACCUCUAA
This is a messenger RNA of Limulus polyphemus (Atlantic horseshoe crab), 1665 nucleotides long. RefSeq names its product transmembrane protease serine 9-like. Lineage: Eukaryota; Metazoa; Arthropoda; Merostomata; Xiphosura; Limulidae. Gene Ontology annotation, molecular function: serine-type endopeptidase activity; protein binding. The coding region runs from base 313 to 1665 and encodes 450 amino acids. The record is from RefSeq and is a predicted model, not a curated record. Gene Ontology annotation, biological process: proteolysis; acrosome reaction. The transcript has 9 exons.